GAGUUCGGGCUGGUGGAGGAGAAAGUGCUGUGCCGGAUCCACUACGACACCAUGAUCGAGAACCUCAAGCGAGCGGCAGAAAACGGCAACGGGAUCACGCUGGAGGGGGCUGUGCCCUCGGAGCAGGACAGCCAGCCGAAGCCGGCCAAGAGAGCCCGCACCUCCUUCACCGCCGAGCAGCUGCAGGUCAUGCAGGCACAGUUUGCUCAGGACAACAACCCCGACGCACAAACGCUUCAGAAGCUGGCGGACAUGACGGGGCUGAGCCGGAGAGUCAUUCAGGUUUGGUUUCAAAACUGCAGACCCCGCCAUAAAAAACACCCCCCCCAGCACACGGUGCCGCCCUCGGGAGCGCCCCCGCCCCGCAUCCCCUCCUCGCUCUCCGAUGACAUUCACUACUCGCCCUUCAGCAGCCCCGAGCGGGCCCGCAUGGUGACGCUGCACGGAUACAUCGAAAGUCAGGUACAGUGUGGACAAGUGCACUGUAGACUCCCCUACACUGCUCCACCAGUGCACCUCAAAGCAGACAUGGAAGGACCACUAUCUAAUAGGGGUGAGAAGGUCAUCCUCUUUCAGUACUGA
Molecule: messenger RNA, 582 nt
Organism: Chaetura pelagica (chimney swift)
Lineage: Eukaryota; Metazoa; Chordata; Aves; Apodiformes; Apodidae
Gene: LHX6
Product: LIM homeobox 6
Exons: 7
Coding region: 52-582 (176 amino acids)
Biological process (GO): forebrain neuron development; regulation of transcription by RNA polymerase II; neuron differentiation
Cellular component (GO): nucleus
Molecular function (GO): DNA-binding transcription factor activity, RNA polymerase II-specific; RNA polymerase II transcription regulatory region sequence-specific DNA binding
Source: RefSeq, a predicted model, not a curated record